This is a messenger RNA of Physcomitrium patens, 3188 nucleotides long. RefSeq names its product flavonoid 3'-monooxygenase CYP75B137. Lineage: Eukaryota; Viridiplantae; Streptophyta; Bryopsida; Funariales; Funariaceae. Gene Ontology annotation, molecular function: monooxygenase activity; oxidoreductase activity, acting on paired donors, with incorporation or reduction of molecular oxygen; heme binding. The record is from RefSeq and is a predicted model, not a curated record.
CUCAACUUCAAAAACCAGGACCAAAUUUGAAACACCACUACAGUUAUUCCACCCUCUGUUCUCUCUGCUUUUUUCUUGUCUUUGCGGUAGAUGGCUAGUCCUAUCGCCUGCAAGACUAGCUAAAGCCCCUGAUACUCUCGGGAGUUACUAUGACCACGAUCUUCCAGUUUUACAGUAGGCAGUCACAUCUUGCUGUGUUAGUUGUUUUAGAGGAAACCUCGAAGAAGGAGAAGAGCUCCACCAGCUUGACAGAUUGCUUCCGCUCCAGAACAGACGUGAAAAACCAGGCUGUGCAGGUGAUAAUAGUGACCGGAAAUCCUGUGGAUUUUAUGCUGACAUUCCAACUUCCGGGUCUCUACCACUACAUAAGCCAUGGAUCCUGUUUGCAUCACAUCACUCACUCGGCAACUUGUAUCUCUGUGUGAGUUCACGAAUCAGUGGGCUCCAAGGUAUGCUGAACCCACCCCCAGGAUCUUUGUUAGGGGCAUCUGACAAGGUGGUCGUCGGAUAUUAAAACCAUGUGCAUUUCUCAUUUCAUUCAUCUAGCGCUGUUUUCAGACCAGGGACACCAUCAGACCUCAAUGGGUUGCGACAGUGACGAUGGUUCCACCCUCACAGUGCUGUAGGGACUCAAGCCUCGUGUUGUAACCCGCAUUCUCCAGAAGGUUGCAGAGGAAUGAUCAGAAUCUGCACGAAUCUAGAUUAAUGGUGUACAAAAGCUGUUGGUAUCAAGCUCUUGACAUAGUUGUCUCAGAGGUUCCCGGAGCCCAAACUGGAUACGCUGACAAGGAGCGAACGAUCAUCCUUCCAACCAGAAGAUCCCACAUCCAUCAUGAGUGGUCCUUGCCGCCCAUUCUACGCUACCUUCGUGCUUCCGAGUUCCCUGCCAGUUAAAGGGUUUCAGAAGUUGCAUAGCACUAUCAGUACUCUCAACAUGUUGCAGCUCUGUAAUCGUUCACGAGACAAUUCUAGUUCGAGAAUUUCAGUGUAGCAUGUCUGCGUAAUUUCUGGUGUAGGGUCAAGCCCGCUCCAGUUUCCAUCACGUUACCGUUGAACAACUCAGCCGACCUCAUGGUGUGCAUGAUGCUUUAAGAAAGCUUGAUUUUGCAAUGACAUUAAAUCAAGUAGACACAUGAGAUCACUGGUAACCCCUACUGUGCACAGACCGAGCCAAUUCAUGUCCUUGGUAUUGAACUAGCAAUUCGAUUAGGUUCCAUGUUGUGGGUCGUAACGAGAUUUGCAGUUCGAGAAUUUGAUUGAAUUCGAGAGGCUAAAAGACCAGGACAACAAAUCCAGGUUGUUGGAGAAGGUAUUCCAUCGCGAUGUAUUUUGAGAAGACCACGGUUGCGAGAAUGCUAACCGCAGGGUUCGAAUCUGAAAAUGGACUUACCGGCCGAAGAGUAGAGUUUUAUGUGUUUCUAGCGGCAAUAUUCAUCAUGCCCUUGGUGUUGCUGAAGAUUACGCGACGGCCAAGGUUGAAGCUGCCGCCAUCGCCACCGGCCUAUCCUAUCAUUGGUCACUUGCACUUGCUUGGCAAGCUGCCACAUCAAAGUAUGACAAACUUGGCGAAGAAGUACGGGGAGAUCUACUCCCUCCGCUUAGGCUCGGUGCCUGCCAUUGUGAUCUCCACCCCAGAGAUGGCCAAGGAAUUCUUGCUGACUAAUGACAAAAUCUGGUCGUCUCGCAGUGUCCACAUGACGUCAGGAUACUACUUCUCAUACGACUACGCAGGUAUCGCGUUUGCUCCAUCCACUCCCGUAUGGCGCAGCCUCCGAAAAAUAUGCAUGUCGGAGCUCUUCACACAAAGAAGAUUGGAAGCCUCGAAAGGCUUGCGCGAAGAGGAAAUGCAGUAUAUGAUUAGGAGCAUCCUGGAUGACGCACACCAAGGACGGCUCAUAGACCUCAAGCUGAAGAUCAAUGCUCUAACGGCCAACAUAGUAGCACGAAUGGUGCUCAAUAAGCGGUUCACGGGGUGCAUAGACUCGACAGUCGAGACGGAAGCUGAAGCGCACCAAUUCAAGGAAAUGAUGGAGGAGCACUUCCUCCUUCUAGGCGUAUUCAUGAUCGGAGACUACAUCCCAUGGCUAAGUCCCUUGGACCUCGGUGGCACGGAGAAGCGCAUGAAAUCACUCCGAAAGCGCCUGGACGCCUUCCUAGACGACAUCCUCGAAGUCCACGAAGUCAAGCGAGCAAAAGGACCAAUCCCGGAGGAAGACCAAGAUGUUAUUGACGUCCUCUUGAACGAAAUGUACCAGCAAGACUCCAACGAAUCAAAGCAAUUGGACACAAACAACGUCAAGAGUACCAUCCUAAACUUGUUCGCCGGUGGUACAGACACCUCAACAGUCACCAUUGAAUGGGCCAUGUCUGAGAUGCUCCGAAAUCCAACCAUCAUGGGCAAGCUCAAAGCAGAACUGGACGCCCGGAUUGGCAAAGACAGGCGAGUGCGCGAGACCGAUCUGUCCGACCUCCCAUACCUGCAAGCUGUCACCAAGGAGACCUUCCGUCUGCACCCAGUGGGACCUCUCCUCAUCCCCCAUGUAUCCACCCACGACUGCGAGGUGGGAGGAUAUCACAUCCCUACCGGCACUCGCUUGUAUGUAAACGUUUAUGCAAUUGGGCGCAACCCUAAAGUGUGGGAUCGCCCGCUGGAAUUCGAUCCAGAGAGGUUCAUGACGGGGCUGAACGCCGGCGUGGAUGUCAAGGGCAAGCACUUUCAUUUGUUGCCGUUCGGAACGGGGCGGCGCGGGUGCCCGGCCCUCCCACUCGGCCUUCUCAUAGUCCAGUGGACGCUAGCCACGCUUGUGCAUGCAUUAGACUUGAGCUUGCCCCAGAGCAUGGAACCGAAGGACGUGGACAUGACAGAGGCCUAUGGUUUAACAGUGCCCCGGGCGCAAAGUUUGUAUCUGAAUGCCAAGCUUCGUGCUGCAGAUCAUUUGUAUUGAGUCACCCACCCGGGCUUUGGAGUCCUCGCUGCUUCACUUCCUCAAGACAGAGACUGUGUUUCUGCUUUCAUUUGCUCCAGCUCCAGUUCCUCUUUUGGGGUUGUGUACAGAUUGGGUGCGUACAUUGGUGCUGUGCCUCGCUACAUGCAGAGAUUGCUCGGCUACAGCUGGUGUUGAUUGUGGUCCUUCAUCGUGACUGAAAAUGUCACUCUUCGUUUCACGUAUUUGACUUAAAUUUUUUCA